Rotaria sp. Silwood1 is the source of this 474-nucleotide messenger RNA. The record is from the annotation of a GenBank genome assembly. Lineage: Eukaryota; Metazoa; Rotifera; Eurotatoria; Philodinida; Philodinidae.
AUGGCAGAACCAUUAUCAGAUGAUGAUGAAACAGAUUCAAUAGACUCUGCUGUACCAACUUACAGAGAAGAAGCAACGGAUGAUGAUGGUGAUGCUGUAACAUUAUUUCAAGCAAUUAUCCUGCAUGAUCAUACAACAGAAAGCAAACAAACUGGUAUUCCAAUUGAAGUAAAAAAUGUUAUGAUUGAAUUAUUUCAAAAUGGAUACACUACACCAAAAGCUAUUUUAUCUGAACCUGAUAAAUUGAAAAUAAUACAACCAAAGGCAUCGCAAAUUUCAAGCUUUUUGGUAACUCUUCGCAAGAAAUUAUAUAGUCCAGCACAAAUUAGUUUAAAUUAUAUUAAAAAUUGGUGUAUUGAAAAAUCUAUUAUUCCAAAUGAUCCUGAUGAGUGUUUUGUUGCUAAUUAUUAUAUCAAAGAUGAUGAUACCGAUCCAUUAUUUAGAUUAUUUGUUACAACCAAAAAUUUACAAUAG